CUCCACAACCAGCAAAUCAUGGCACGUCUGACAAAGAAAGAUAUAAAAGAUGUCAGCGACUUAGUAACUAAGAAAUUAGAACUCUAUGCAAAUCGCGAGAAGAGAGAAAAUGGAUUUGACCCAGAUGGAUCUGUUCGAACAACCCAUAAAAUGUAUAGAUAUGAUUUUAUGUACAGAGUACUAGAUUAUGAUGUUUGGGACAGAGAUAGUCCAAGAUAUCCUAAAAAGAAAAAGACCAAAGGGAAAGGGAAUUCUUUUGAAGAAGACAACAAUGAGAAGGGGGAAGGGAGCCAAAAUGAGGAUAAAUCAAAAUGUAUCAAUCCUAAAAUCCUUCAUACAAGCAGACGUAUGGUGCUAUACAAAGAAGUGGACAGACUAGCUACCAAUGCCACUAAAGUAUUUGAAACUCUUCCAAUAGACAAACUACAGGUAAUACACAGAUAUAGACCUAGUUACCAUGGUAAAAUAGAUGACAUACCGGAAACUGGAAAAGUGCAAAAUUAUACACGUCAUGUUGGUGCUGUUCUCAAGUCUCAGGAUUAUGUAAAUUAUUAUAUCAAAGAAGGUCUCCAGACAGGUGAUGCUUCAAAAUCAAAAAGAUUGCAAGAAAUUCCAAAAGAGAAGAAAGAUGCAGACAAUGAAGAUAAAAAAGAGAACAGCGAAAAUGGUGAUGAGGAUAGAAAGAUAAAUAAAGACAAGAAACAGGAUAAGCCAAAGAAGGAAUUAGAACCCAUAAUAAAAGUAAAAGUAACAGAAAAAAAGAAAGAUUAAUUGUGGCAUAAAAGGUUGAACUUUGCAAUUAUUUGAUGUCUGUGAUAACUCUUUUUUAAUGCAAAAUUUACAUAGCUUCUGCUCAAUAGUCUUUUGCACAUCUUUAUAAGUGUUUAACUUUGAUAAAAAGAUGAGACAUAAUAUUGUAUAAUGUCUUCAAAAUCAUAGUUCAAGUGUUUUUUUUUUAAAUAUUACUUAUAGUAUUUAUUAACAACAUGAAUUAUAGUAAGAACUCUGAAAUGGUUACGAAUGUGUAGGUGUGGAAAUUACUUUCAAUGUCUAUAAAUAUGUUUUCUGAUUUGAAAAAAAUAUCAGGAGAAUUGUGAAAAUUUAAAAUUUCUUUUUUAUUAUUUCAAAAUUUAUUAUUAAUCUUGUUGCAGAUGUAAAAAAAUGGUGAUGCUUGUAAAAAUGUUACUAAUGUACUUAAUUUUUAAAAUUUCCCUCUUCCCCAAAAAUAAUAUCAUAAGUGCUUUGUGUUUGUGUCCAGGACUAUGGAAUUUGGUAUAACUCAAAUUUGUUGGAACAAAUAUUACAUCUGCACAAAUGUUUUUUAUUCAAUUAAGUUUUUGUAAGUAACUUCAAUUAGGCUCAGAUUUCCUUUCAAUAGAUAUAUGUCUUUAAAAUUUCAAUUUAUUUUUUUAAUUAACAUGAGUAAAUCAAAGAAAUAUACAUCUUAUUAUAUUAUUAUAUUUAUAUAUAUAUCAUUGUUUAUAUGCAAAAGGUACUAUUUUACUUCAGCCAUAAAAUCUUAGCAAUAAAUAAAGACUAAAUAAAGAACAUUCUUGCUCAGUUUUCACUAUUUAUGAAAUAUUAGUCAUAAAUUAUUGUCUCUCCUCUGGUUGUGACAGAAGUUGUGUAUUGAAAGAGAUCCUACAUUGCAUCGCCAGUGUCAUCAAUGUUAAGAAAGUAAUUGGUAAUUGAUUGAUUCAUAUUUAUAUAUGAGUUAUAUAUUUCCACUGACAUAUAUAUAUACAUUGUAUAUAUAUAAGCUGCCUAAUUUUAAAUACAAUUUUAGGCCUACACAUGAUAUUUAUAACAUAAUUUGAGGUAUGUAAGAGUAAAGAGUCUUUCUAUAAUUAUUAUGGAUAUUCGAUGCACUAACAUAUAUGACAGUUAAUCUUAUAUAAGUUGUAAAGUAACCUAAUAUUAAUUAUUGGAAGUAAUUUAUUACAGUCUAUAUGUCAGUUAUAUUUGCUUGUUAAGUUUUUGUUUGCAAUAUUUUUUAUAAGUCAAAUUAAGUUUAUAAAAACAAAACAAUGAGACUAAGAAAUAAGCAUACUUUAAAAAAGUGAUACAAACUAAAUAUUUUUGUUUGUGUAUAAUUUUUUAUAUUGUGUAGUUUAAGCAAACUUCAUGUGAAACAAAAAUGCACAGAAUGCAAUUGAUUUAUAUAUGUGUGAUAGGUUGAAUUACCAAGGAUUUGUUUGGGGUUUGAUAUUAAUCAAAAUUAUUUGAAUGACUCAUUCCCCUUUGUUAAAUAUGGUGUUGAUUAAAAUUUCCAUAUGCACCUUUUUAUUUUAAAGGCAAAAUUAUUUAUUAUCUAAAGAUCUAAAAAAAAAAAAAGGUCAUUUACAGUGCUUAAACAAGUUUUAUAAUUUUCAUCAGUAUAAAAACACUUUUACUGCUGAAGUGUCUUAAUUUACCAGAGCCCAUGAGGAAUCUGAUAUCUGUGUCUUAUACACAAUCCCAGAAUAAAAGUAUUCCAUGAUAUCAUAUGCAAUAUAUAAAAAUGAGAGGAGUAUAUUGGAAAAAGAAUUGUCAACAAAUAAAUAUCUACGGUCACUGGGCCGAAUGUCACUAGCAUCAGUUAACGGUGCUUAUUUGAUUAAGGUAGAAAUGUUCGUAGUUUGUCAAUAGUAUUUUUAUUGUUUCUAUGUAUCGUGAUUAUUUUCCUUGUUAUUUUAUUUUUGUUGAUUGCUUUUAUGUAGUUUAUUAUUUUGUUAUAUAGAAUGAAGUGCUAUUUUCAGGCUUUGAGGUGCAUUUACAUUUAUAUCCAGUAAAGAUGCAUUUACAAGAGAUGCAUUUAAUCAGAUUUGUUAAGAAGUCUUUCUAAACUUGUCUGGCCUUAUGACAAGUAUGAGCUAUUGCCAUUGCUUGGCUUCCAUCAUCUGUCUGAUCAAUUUUUUUUUCCACCUCAAAUUGUUUGUUUGUUUUUAUCAUGUUAUCAGUGUUUCAACAUCAUUGUCAGGGUUAGUGAUACCUUGUUUAUUACUCUAAAUAGAAAUUUAAAAAAUACAAAAAAGAUACAUGUAUUAAACAGAUUUCUUAAAUAAUUGAUUUAACUUUUAUGAACUAGUUUGGUAGGAAUGUUUCUGAUUGAUUGUCAAAUUUAUAUCCAAUGCAGUGGCGUAAAUAGGCCAUUUUUAAGUGUACGCCCGAACCUAGGCGAGGGGCCUGAGGGCCCCCUGCAGGUCCAGGACAGAGGACCUCCUGGUAAUGGGUUCGAUGGGGAAAAGCCCUCGUAAGUUCACAUGCUAUCGAGAAAGAGAUACCAUUUUUGUCAUUAAAAACUCAUCAAUAGCAACAUAAUUUAGAGUCUAGUUUGUUUAGUUUUAUGUUUAAUUUAUUUAUUUUGUUUAAUUGGAAUAUAAUAAUCAUUGGUCUUAGAGAAAAAUGUCCAAACCAGUUGCUGUAAAAUAUGUUUAAUAGAUGUGGGGUAAAACAAUCAAUUGACAAAAAAAUCCAAAACUUUAGAGACAGUAAAAAACCAAAUCUCCAUUUCAAUGUUGUCGUUCUCUUAAUUAUUAUGACUUCAUCUGAAUUUCUCCCAUUUUUAUGCGCAAAUUCCGUUAAUGAACACAUCACAUGAAAUAAUUGAUUAUCAAAGAUUGUCAAGUGUAAUAUAAAAAUUCAAAAGGGUUUCGUGGAACGGCCGGUGUCUGGUUGGGAUUGCUGCUGUCAGUGUAAACGUGUAAUGUUGACUGUAAAAAGUGAAUCCAUUUAUCAUGCAAUCAAAUACAGGAUUUAAGAAAAAAUCAAACUGUUUCUGUGUGUGCUUUUUCUUGAUCUUUAAGAUUAGCUUAUUUCCAAAUUUCAUAACAAUCUAUGCAAGUGUACAAAUUUAUCAUGUCAAAAUAAAUUAAUACCAGAUCGUCUGUUAAUUGCAAAAAGUCAGUAAAAUACUUUCAAAAUUUUGCUUCAGACAUUAUUUCUUAAUCAUAAAAAAGAUUCUGCAAAAUUAUCAUAAAAUUAGAUGAAGGUUUGACAGAGUAAUUGAUGUGUAACUUUAACCUCAAACUGUAUCUUCUUAUUAACUAUAAAACAACAAAGUCCUUUUAUCGGUAAAAUAGGGAAAAAUUAAAAAUAUAUUUCCAUUAUGCUCUGGAUACUGACUUUUGAUCAUAAAAAAGCUUGUGUCAAACUUUCGUAAAAUUUCAUGUAGUUUGAAAAAUGUUAUUGAUGUCUGAAAAACAUUAACCUUAGCCUGUGUCUAAAUAAUAACUGUAAAAAAAACUACGUCCAUUUAUCAAUAAAAUAAAAAUACAUAUUUUCAAAAUUUUGCUCUAAAUACUGUCUUAAAUUUGGUCAUAAAAGCUUCUGUCUAACUUUCAUAAAAUUCCAGGAAAGUUUGACAAACAAACUUUAACCACAGACUGAACGUAAAUGUUGACGGCGCUGACGGAAUCUAGGAUCGCUAAAAGUCUCGUUUUCGCUCGAAAAAAUGCAAAUCAGAUAUCGUAUCUCAGCAGAUAACGAAUUACUUUUAACAAUAGGAAACUGAAUAGAAUUCACAGUAGAUUCAGACUUUGACGGGGAAUAAACAAAUAUAUAAUAUACCAUUUGAUUAAAAGUAAAUUUGUCACUUUCAUCUUCAAUUACAAGUCAUUGAAGAAAGAAUUACAAGAUUCAUAUGCUUUUAACCAGUUCUUUUAAUUUAUUUAGAUUAAAUUGUUUUUUCUCCUAAAUUCAUGUGCACGCCGGGACGUUUCAAUGUACCAUUGGAAGAGUUUUCUACAUUGUGAUACAGUUCUGUGGAACAACUAGACCUAUCAAUCAAACAAGACUUGAUCACCACAUUGGUGACUAGUUUGAAAAUUGUUUGACUGAAUUUGCUGAAGAAUGAGAACAUACAUCAUUUCACUCAGAUUCAACUAGUAGCCAGUACUUCUGUGUCGAAAUGAAUUAUCAUUUAUAUGGUCACAAUUAUAAAUUAACUGAAAAACUAAGGAUUUUCUACCCUAGGAAUAUAUUACCUUAGCUGUAUUUGGCAAAACCUUUCGAAAUUUUGGGUCCUCAAUGCUCUUCAACUUUGUGGCCUUUUUAACUUUUUUUAUUUGAGCGUCACUGAUGAAUUUUUUGCAGACAAAACAUGUGUGGUGUACAAAAUUGUAAUCCUAGUAUCUAUUCUAUGAUGCAUUUAUUUAUAUAGUAAGUAAGUAACAGUUGCAGGUGAGCAAUACUAGCUCUUUUGACUCUUCUUUGUUAUUAACUUUGAAGUGUUAUAUUUUGUUAUUUAUUUAUUUGAAGUGUUAUGAUUUGUGAAUUAUUUACCCAUAUUGUAUUUUUCUCUAAAAGGCUGUUAGAAAUAAUGUGAUAAAAGUUAUCAGGUUUUUCUAAAACAAAGAUGUUAGAAAAUAUCAGAUGUUCAACACAAUUUGAGGCUAACUUUCAUAUUUUUUUUUUAUUAUGAUUACUCAUAAAGAGUUUUGGUAGAAAUUUAUCUUUAUAUCCAUUAAAAAAGAAAAUCUA
Messenger RNA from Mytilus californianus (California mussel), 5460 nucleotides. RefSeq lists its product as uncharacterized. NCBI's taxonomy places the organism in Eukaryota, Metazoa, Mollusca, Bivalvia, Mytilida, Mytilidae. The transcript has 7 exons. The record is from RefSeq and is a predicted model, not a curated record. The coding region runs from base 19 to 771 and encodes 250 amino acids.